Messenger RNA from Symbiodinium natans, 3345 nucleotides. Lineage: Eukaryota; Dinophyceae; Suessiales; Symbiodiniaceae. The record is from the annotation of a GenBank genome assembly.
AUGACCAUCAUCGAGGUCGGGGUGGCGAUCUUGGCGGAAGAUGAUGAUCCCCCUGCACCUUGCGAACUCCUUGAGUCCACUUUCAGGUACCACCAGCUAGAGGCAUUGGUCCUCGUGGCCAUGGCCUACCGUGGGAUUAUGAGCAUCUACCUGCUCAGGGCUGCUUUGACGCCGGAGUGGGACAGCAUACCGCCUUCGGUGUCAGAUCAGGACAAGGCCACCGUCCUCAUCCUCUGCGGCUAUCGCGCGCUGCGAACCUGGGGAGACCUCCAUUGUGUGUCCGUGCAGCAGACCCUACAGCAAAGACGACUCCGUGCCAAGAAGAACAAGCUCUGGAUGGACGAGUACCUGCACAGGUUGAAGGAGCAUCGCGCUCGGCUCGUGGUGAGGAUCCAGCGCAUGGUCGACAGGAAGUUGCCGCAGCUGCUUUUUCUGCUCGCCUCGCUGCUGUACUGCGGGGCCGAGUUCUUCGACUUCGUGCGCACCUCGCAAGUCCUGGGCUACGUGCUCGUCAUCGCCUUCGGCUGCGAGUUCCUGAUACGGACGAAGGCGCAGGGCGGGGAGAUCUUCUUCCGGCCUCUCUUCAACAAGCUGGAGUUCUGCGUGCUCGCCGCGGGCACCUGGUGCCUCUUCUACGCCUCCUGGUACACGCAGUACUUGGCCUCUUCGAAGGCCGAGGCCACCGCUGUGGCAGCCGCCACCGCGGUCCUGCUGCUGCUCCACCGCUGCAUUCGGCUGCUGGGCAUCCAGCUGAAGGUCUCCGCCAGCGAUUUCGAUGCUGACAGCGUGAUGAAUGCCAAGGCUGUGCAGAUCUUCAUGGCCAAGUUCGGCACCAUGGUGGAGGUUCCGCCGAACAACGUUAAGGUCGACCUGCCCGGCUCCAUGAUCCACAUCCAGAAGGCCAGCCUGAAGAGAGAGGCCUUCGAACAGAUGCAUCUUCCCGUCACGGUCAUGGGCGGCCUCAUCGAGGACCUCUUCGUGGACUUCUUCAGCGCCGACACCACCAAGGAGCUGGGGCGGCCCAUCGCCUUCGCCCCCCGGGUGCGGGGCCGGACCAAGAUCCGCAUCAAGAACAUGCUGCUGCUCCUGGGGCCCGGGCCUGGCCUUGCUGAAGCCGGGGAAGGGGAGCCGGGCGGCUACUGGCAGUACGACAGAGUGGCGGCGGCCAAGAGCAGAGUGGUGGACCUCAUCUGUCAGCGACUCACGGUGCCUUUUCCCACCCAAGACCCGGCGACCUUAUCUCAAGACUCCAUUGGCUCGAGGCCCAAGAAGACCUUGCGCCAGAUGGGCCAGAACCUCAUCAAAGGCGCCCGGUACAAGGUGGGAACUGCAGUGGCCCAGGGCUUCCGCCGCUUGCGGAUGGCGUUGCAAGACAGCUCGGUGCGCCAUGUGGACAUGAACGUCAACAACGUCAUGCUGCAGUUUGAGGAUCACGAGGGCCUGCUGGGCCAUGGCUGCCUUACGCUGGGGAUGAAGGUGGACACUGUGAAGCUGCACCGGCACCAGGGCAGGCACUUCAGCGCACAGAUGUCGCGGUGGUCCGUCUAUGCCGAGCCCUUCGCCGCGGCGGACACGCUGAGACGGUCGUCCAUGUCAAACUGGCGGCCCAAUCGGACCGUCAAGAAGAUGGUCCGGCUGAACUGUUCAGAGCGCUGGCGCUACUGGGCCUUCGCGAACAUGGAGGACCGCAAUCCUCCAGACCCGCUUGCACUGCUGAAGCGCAUCGAGCGCUUCCCAGAGCGGCACAACAUCCUCACAGUUCAGCAGGUGGUCAUCCGUGGCAGCGCUGCAGACCCCUCGCAACCGGUCGAGGAGCCGGCGAAGAAGCCCUCGACGGAGAGCCGAUGGGAGCGGAUGGCCCGGGUCUUGCGCAAGGACGAGCCCUCGGCGCCCAGCGGCCUGGACAUCGAGAGCCAGCUCUUCGCCUCAGACUCAUCGCAGGCGGAUGCCUGGGAGUGGAAGAUCUCUGUGCGGCCAAUCCGCGUGAUGGUCGACGACAUGCAGUUCCGCUGCCUCCGAUACGUGCGCCGCUGCGUGUCCAACUGGUGGGCCUGGGACAUGGCCUUCCAGUGGUAUCCGGACCUGCGGCCCUGCGACCCAGAGGUGCAGCGUGCCUCCGCGGGGGAGCGCAGCGUCGUGCUCCGCUUCUGGUGGGUCUAUGCCACGCAUCGAGCCCUCGUCUCCCUGGGCCGGCGCCCGAACUUCAUCUACCUCAACCUGGUGCGGAAGGCCAGUUACCGCAACAAGCACCGCACGCUGAUCACGAAGGUCCUCAACCAGUCGGGCCCGCUGAUUCCAGGAGCGCGUCUGGCUCUGAAGGCCUCGCCGAACCAGCGGCAGCAGCUGUCGUCUCUUCAGAUCCAUUUGCCCUAUCCGGACAUCCUCACCUGCCUCAGGGAGGAGCUGGCGAAGACGACGAGAGGCUGGAAGCCGAGCGAGUCGGCGAUUGCUGCGAGCAGUCCUUCACCCCCCGGGCACGAUGAGGAGUUGGACUCCGCCGCAGAGGACUCCGACGUCUCGGACAGGUCCGAGGCCGACGACGACCUCUCAGGAGACGAUGAUCACCCGGAGGCGGAGCCCAGCAUGGGAGGCCACUGGGAGCUGAAGUGGGCCACGCUCGAGGUCUGGAUCCUUGGCUGGAGGUCCAGCACCUCCCGGCCUGUCCUUCUGCACAGCAAGCUGCACGAGAUGUGUCUCGAGGCGGACGUCCGCAACCAGGAGGUGGCGGCAAGCGCCUCGCCCUCGUUGGGGCGGCUGACGCCCUUCGGGCUCAUCUGCACGCUGAGGGAGCUCGUGAUCCAGUCUCCGCACUCGGCCCUCGACUGCCCUGCUGCUGGGGACAUUCUGCAUAUUCUGCGGCCAGUGAGGAUGCUUCCUGCAUGGCUGAUCCCGAACUUCCGUUGGCUCGGCGUCUCGCGGAUGGGCCAAAGCUUUGCCUUCAUCCUCCAAGCCGGACCCAGCUCGCCCAAAGAGCUGCAAGUGGAGCUGUUUUUCCCCGACGCCCGCUUGCUGCUCUGGGAGCCCCUGGGCGUGGCGCUCCGCCGCUUCCUGCAGGAGCCGACGGACGCCGUGGACAACGAGACCCGACGGGACCUGCCGUUUAUCGAACGCAGGACUAUGGACGGAAGAACUGUGUCGAGUGGGCGUGUCGGCCCACUGGGAGCUGCUGUGCAGGUCCGGACGAAGGCUCAUGGCAUCGUGUCUCCCCACCAGCUGGAGGCGCAGUCGAUGAGGCGGCGAGCCCGAGCCCAGCGCCAGUUCGAGAGGCUGACGCAGCCGCGGGAGGACCUCGAGUUCCAGGCUGUCCUGCGGAUGGGCGCGUUGCAGGCAGGAUGCAAGUUUUAG